AGAUUUUGCAAAAAAGCGCAAUGUGCAUGAACUAAUAGCAAAAAGUAUCGCGCCUUCUAUAUAUGGUUCAGAUGAUAUCAAAAAAGCAAUUGCAUGCUUAUUGUUUGGUGGUUCGCGUAAAAGAUUACCGGAUAGUCUUACUCGUCGAGGGGAUAUAAACGUGCUUUUGCUGGGGGAUCCCGGAACUGCUAAGAGCCAACUUUUAAAAUUUGUUGAAAAGGUUGCUCCGAUUGGAGUGUACACAUCAGGGAAAGGCAGUAGUGCGGCUGGUCUUACUGCUUCAGUAAUUCGUGAUCCUCAGUCGCGUUCAUUUAUAAUGGAAGGUGGUGCAAUGGUAUUAGCUGAUGGUGGGAUCGUAUGUAUUGAUGAAUUCGAUAAAAUGCGUGAGGAUGAUCGUGUUGCAAUUCAUGAGGCAAUGGAGCAACAAACCAUUAGUAUUGCAAAAGCAGGUAUCACGACCACAUUAAAUUCUCGUUGUUCAGUGCUUGCUGCAGCAAAUUCUGUUUUUGGUCGUUGGGAUGAUGCUAAGGGUGAUGAAAAUAUUGAUUUCAUGCCAACCAUACUUUCUCGUUUCGAUAUGAUUUUUAUUGUGAGGGAUACUUAUGAUGUAACUCGAGAUUUGGUCUUGGCUAAGCAUGUUAUUUCUGUUCACGUCAAUGCUUCAUUAAAUGUAACCCAUGAAGAAAAUAUCGAAGAAGACAUAUCACUAGAAUUUUUAAAGAAAUACAUUGCCUACUGCCGUGAGACUUGUGCUCCUCGUUUAUCUGAUACUGCCGGUGAAAAAUUGGUCCAUAGUUACGUGCGAAUGCGUAACCCGCCAGUGGAUCCAGCUCAAAAACAAUCUAAAUAUCACCUUCCGGUUAUACCAAUUACGGUACGCCAAUUGGAAGCUAUUAUACGUAUGAGUGAAUCAUUUGCCAAGAUGGAAUUAUCACCUUUUGCUCAUGAGCGACAUGUAGAAGAAGCACUUCGUCUGUUUCAUGUUUCUACAAUUGAAGCAGCUGCUACUGGAAACUUAAUCGGUAUCGAAGGUUUUACUACGAUUGAAGAUCAAGAAGCCUUUUUCCGCAUCGAACGACAAUUAAGAAAACGCUUUUCUCUUGGGACACAUGUCUCUGAAUAUCUUAUUGUUCAAGAUUUUAUUCGGCAAAAUUAUCCUGAGAUGCUUAUUAGAAAGGUCAUUCAGUCACUUGUCCAACGUGGUGAUCUUCAAUAUCGCAUGCAAAGAAAGAUGCUUUAUCGUGUGAGAUGA
Molecule: messenger RNA, 1252 nt
Organism: Dracunculus medinensis (Guinea worm)
Lineage: Eukaryota; Metazoa; Nematoda; Chromadorea; Rhabditida; Dracunculidae
Source: the annotation of a GenBank genome assembly